This is a messenger RNA of Chanos chanos (milkfish), 601 nucleotides long. It is a transcript of the gene atp5if1b, whose product is annotated as ATP synthase inhibitory factor subunit 1b. Bases 144 to 467 code for a protein of 107 amino acids. Gene Ontology annotation, molecular function: ATPase inhibitor activity. Gene Ontology annotation, biological process: negative regulation of ATP-dependent activity. The record is from RefSeq and is a predicted model, not a curated record. Gene Ontology annotation, cellular component: mitochondrion. NCBI's taxonomy places the organism in Eukaryota, Metazoa, Chordata, Actinopteri, Gonorynchiformes, Chanidae. The transcript is spliced from 3 exons.
UAAAUGGUGCAGCUGGGAUAUUUGGAUUCGAACAGCUCAUGGUUCACCCCCCGAUAACAUAAUGGUGGCUCCCAUUUCGUGUUUAUUUUUGUGGACAAGGGCAUAGUGGGCAGACUACGCGUCUGUCUUUUUCUGUACUGAAAAUGGCUAGGUUUCUAAAAUCCACUGCCAGGAAUUUCAUUGUAACACAGUGUAGAAUGUCAUCCGAUCAGCUUGGGGAGCUGGGUAAAGGUGCUGGAAAGGGUGGGGGAGGUGGAGGGGCGGUGAGAGAGGCAGGUGGAGCAUUUGGCAAGAAACAGGCGGCUGAAGAAGAGAUGUACUUUAAGAGAAAAGAACAGGAGCAGCUUGCUGCCCUAAAGCAUUAUCACCAAGAAGAGAUUGAUCACCACAAGAAAGAAAUUGAGCGGUUGCAGAAGGAAAUUGAUCGCCACAAAGGCAAAAUCAGAGAGUUGAAACAAGAUGACUGAACCUGUUUUUUCACAGAUCCUUGCGGUGCCAAAUGCACAUGCCUUGGUUAUGCUGCCUUGCUUGGAUGGCCAUUUGUAUGAGUGAAUAAUUGCAUAUGAUGGUUUAAAGAUGAAUAAAACUGACUUCUUAAAAC